CUACCUCUUAUUCAAGAAAUCCUAAACCGGUUAUUAUUAGUAAAGAUCUUUACAAAAUUAAAAUUAAAGGAUAUAUACUAUAAAAUUCGGAUUCGGGAAAGAAACGAAGAAAAGACGGCGUUCUAUAUAAAGUAUAAGUACUAUAAAUUUUUAAUUAUAUUAAUAGGGUUAGUAAAUAUACCGGCGAUAUUUCAAAUAUAUAUUUAUAAUACAUCAGUAGGGUUAAUAAAUAUUAUAUAUAUUAUUUACAUUAAUAAUAUC
This is a messenger RNA of Neurospora tetrasperma FGSC 2508, 261 nucleotides long. RefSeq lists its product as uncharacterized. The annotation marks the transcript as partial. The record is from RefSeq and is a predicted model, not a curated record. The transcript has a single exon. NCBI's taxonomy places the organism in Eukaryota, Fungi, Ascomycota, Sordariomycetes, Sordariales, Sordariaceae.